UUUUUCACAUUUAAUAGCAAUUACUGAACAAACAAAAAAAAAAGUAUAAUCGAAACGAAACGAAGCAAAAAACCGCCAUGAAUCCCAAAAUCCUCAUCCUCUUCGCACUUCUCCUGAAUCUCACAUCCAAAUCGUUCCAAAACCCUAACCCUAAACCCCCAAAAUCAACCCCAUCUUCGGCUCACAUCGAGCUCACAAAUUAUGGCUUCCCCGUCGGUCUUCUCCCCGACACCACCGUCUUGGGCUUCGCCGUCAACCAAACCUCCGGCGACUUCUCCGUCCGCCUCGGUGGCGCGUGCAAGAUCACUCUCCCUCCUGAUAAUUACGUCGCCACGUACUCCAACACCAUCACCGGGAAGAUCGUGAAGGGUCGCAUCGCGGAGCUCAACGGGAUUCGCGUUCGCGCCUUCUUCCAGUGGUGGUCCAUCACCGGGAUUCGCUCCUCCGGCGAUAAUAUUGUCUUCGAGGUCGGUAUGGUCACCGCGAAGUAUCCCUCGAAGAAUUUCGAUGAUAGUCCUGCUUGUGAGGGCCAGCGCUCUUCCUCCUGAUUAAGGGUAUUAGGUACUUAUUCUCAGCUUUCGUUGUCUAAUGCGAUGGCGUCCAGUGUCCACUAAGUGCAGAUAAUUUAGAAACCACUCGUUUCAUGUGUAAUAUUGCAAGGCUAGUGCCUUUAUGCAAUCGUAUUUAUGCUACGAAGAAUCUACUAUGGUGUUACUUGAUGGUCAUGUCACCCACUUGUUGGACUCGUGAAUAAGGCCACUUUGAACUUUUUCUAUUUGAUAUUCUCUGUUGCCAUCUAUGCUGUAGCGUGCUUGCAAUUUCAAA
This is a messenger RNA of Lotus japonicus, 825 nucleotides long. RefSeq lists its product as uncharacterized. The transcript has 2 exons. The coding region runs from base 78 to 548 and encodes 156 amino acids. NCBI's taxonomy places the organism in Eukaryota, Viridiplantae, Streptophyta, Magnoliopsida, Fabales, Fabaceae. The record is from RefSeq and is a predicted model, not a curated record.